Messenger RNA from Rhipicephalus sanguineus (brown dog tick), 7940 nucleotides. RefSeq names its product ribosomal protein S6 kinase alpha-5. Bases 891 to 3779 code for a protein of 962 amino acids. Gene Ontology annotation, molecular function: ATP binding; protein serine/threonine kinase activity. The record is from RefSeq and is a predicted model, not a curated record. The transcript is spliced from 14 exons. Gene Ontology annotation, biological process: regulation of DNA-templated transcription; protein phosphorylation. Lineage: Eukaryota; Metazoa; Arthropoda; Arachnida; Ixodida; Ixodidae.
ACGGCCGCCAGCACGCGCGUAGUAGCGGCAGCAGCUGAGAACUCUGGGAGCGAGUGCGCUUGGCGUGUGCUCUGCGUCUUUCUACUAACGUCGGCGGCGCUCCGCCGCGUGUACCGUCGACGACGCUGUGUCGUGCGCUGGAAACGGCAGCAGCUGGUCAGGCGAGCGUGAUGCGUGGCAUUCUUGUAUCUCCGCUCGUCGACGACUUCGCCGCUUCUUCGUCGUCGUCGUGUCUAACGAACGACGCUAGUGCUCUUCUUCUCUCGUCGCACGGCCGACCGGAUACUACUUCCGCGGGACCUUUCUACUUCCGGCGUUGAAAAAAAAAAAAGCGGUACUACAGGAAAGGAACAAGACCAAUUUGCGUGCGCGGGUGUUUUAAUUUUUUUUAACGGUGUGUGAGUGUUCGCGCGUGUGUUUUCCGUCACUGGAAGGCGUUUACUACUGGCCGAGUUCUUGAAGGAAAAAAAGAACACACUUGACACCAACGUCGUCAACUUUUGCCGUCGAUCUUUUUAUUUAUAUUUUGUGACGAUAUCGGUUCGUGACGGAUAACGGUGUGGUGUUUUCCCCUGAUUACAGUCGUUAAAUCGUCGUCUUCCUUCUUUUACGGUUGAUUGACUGAACGAAGGGAACAUCGGUUCAACAAGUUGUUUCGUGACGUUAUCCUCCUCACCUGAUUGGUUGGUUUGUUUCCGUGUCGUGUGUUUGGAGAUAAACCGUUCUCUUUGGAGCUGCGGCAACAACUCCGUGGAAAAACCAAACCGUCGUUUAGGAGUUGUUAACUACAACUACCGGUGGCAUCUUUCCGUCCUUCGACUGGACUUUUGUUAAUUGUUAUUUCGAAUCCUGCUCGUGGUAUCCGGUGUGCUUUCGCCUCGAAAACAGGAAUGCGUUUCGAAGAGUCAUCACCGUGGAGUGACAACUGUCGCACCGCAUCCUACGUCCUGCGAAAGGAUUCCGUCAACCUCGCCGGUCAGGGGAAGGUGGACAUGACAAACUUCGACCUGCUCCGGGUUCUUGGAACGGGAGCUUAUGGCAAAGUGUUCCUGGUGCGCAAGGUGGGCGGCCAGGACCAUCACAAGCUGUACGCCAUGAAGGUCCUGAAGAAGGCGACCAUCGUGCAGAAACAGAAGACCCUGGAGCAUACGCGCACCGAGCGACAGGUCCUGGAGGCCAUCCGCCAGUCUCCGUUCCUGGUGACGCUCCACUACGCCUUCCAGACGGACGCCAAGCUGCACCUAAUCCUCGACUAUGUCUGCGGUGGCGAGCUGUUCACCCACCUCUUCAUGAGGGAGCACUUCACGGAGUCCGAAGUCCGUUUCUACAUAGCGGAGAUCGUGCUGGCUCUGGAGCACCUACACAAGCUGGGGAUAAUCUACCGUGACAUCAAGCUGGAGAAUAUCCUCCUCGACAGCGAAGGACACAUCAUCCUGACAGACUUCGGACUGAGCAAGGAGUUCCUUCCACACGAGAAGGACCAGAGGGCGUUCUCGUUCUGUGGCACCAUAGAGUACAUGGCACCCGAAGUGGUGCGCGGUGGAAGUGCGGGCCACGACUUCAGCGUCGACUGGUGGAGCGUCGGGGUGCUGACGUUCGAGUUGCUCACGGGCUCGUCGCCUUUCACGGUCGAGGGCGAGCGUAACAACCAGGCCGAGAUCUCCAAGAGGAUACUGAAAAGUCAACCGCCAAUACCGGAUCGCAUCACGGGUGACAUCAGAGACUUCAUCCAGAAGCUCCUAAUCAAGGACCCUAGAAAGAGGCUAGGUGGCGGGAUCGAGGAUGCCGAAGAAAUUAAGAGACACCGCUUCUUCAAGGCAAUCAACUGGGACGACCUCGCAGCCAAGAAGAUCCCAGCGCCUUUUGUUCCCAAGAUUGACGGCGAGCUAGACGUGAGCAACUUUGCGGAGGAGUUCACCUCCAUGAUUCCCGCCGACUCGCCGGCGCUGGCGCCCGUCAGCGACGACAAAGUGUUCAAGGGCUACUCCUAUGUCGCCCCGUCCGUGCUGUUCAAUGAAAAUGUCCUCACCGACGAGCUCCUCGGCUGCCCCAACGAGAGCCGGCCAAACAUAAAUCAGCUGCUUGCCUCCAAGUUCAAGAACUCUGCAUUCUUUCAAAGCUACGACCUCAUUGGGAAAGAAGGCAUUUUGGGUGAUGGAAGCUUCUCAAUCUGCAGGAAGUGUGUCCACAAGAAGACGGGCCUUGCCUACGCCGUCAAAAUCGUGAGCCGCCGCAUCGACACCACCCAGGAAGUGCAGCUCCUGAAGAUGUGCCAGGGGCAUGCCAACAUUGUGCAGUUUGUGGAGUCUUUCCAGGACGAGGCACACACGUACAUCGUCCUUGAACUGCUCACCGGCGGGGAGCUCCUUGAGAGGAUACGCGGGCGGCCACGCUUCACGGAAAACCAGGCGUGCCGCAUCUUUCGCCGCCUCAUCUCCGCCGUGAACUUCAUGCACUGUCGGGGCAUUGUUCAUCGAGACCUCAAGCCCGAGAACCUGCUGUUCACAGACAACUCGGACAAUGCCGUCAUCAAGGUGGUGGACUUUGGCUUUGCGCGGCUAAAGCCGCAGGACAAUCAGCUCAUGAAGACGCCCUGCUUCACGCUGAGCUACGCCGCACCGGAGGUCCUGCAGCAGGCCAGACCGGGCAACAACGCUGCUGCCGGCUACAACGAGUCCUGCGACCUCUGGAGCCUCGGUGUCAUUCUGUAUACCAUGCUGUCCGGACGGGCGCCCUUCCAGACGCCGAGCCGCAAUGUCAGCGCGGCCGCACUGAUGCAGCGGAUCCGCGAAGGCGAGUUCAGCUUCAACGGCCCCCAGUGGGAACCCGUCUCGGAUCAGGCCAAGGACGUCAUCCGUGGUCUGCUCACUGUCGAGACUUCGCACCGGCUGACCAUGAACGAGCUCCGCGCACACCCCUGGGUGCACGCUCGGGGCAGCGUCUGGUCCGCUCCGCUCAUGACACCGGACGUCCUCAGCUCGUCGUCCUCACCGCGCGCUACGGAGUCGGCCGUGCGAGCCACAUUUGGCGCGUUCCACCUCGCCACGCGCAGUGGCUUCCGCCUGCUCGACGUCUCCGCCGCGCCUCUGGCCCAGCGACGGAGGCUGAAACGCAACUCCGCGGAUGUGCGGAGCGAUUCAUCCGUCUCAACAAGCAGCGGAAGCUCCCUGACCUCCACGUCAUCGGCCCACUCGGCGGCAUCGCUCAACUCUGCGACAGCAGCGUCAACACGUUCAAUGGGCUUUGUGCCGGCGCGUGAUGACUCGACCCGAAGCGUAGACAGUGUCUUCACGUACCCGGAGACCAAGGUCGCGGCGUACCUCUCCACGCUUCCCGACAUGGCGGAAUGUCCCAGGGGGUCCGGAACCACGGACGACAUUGAGACCAUGACCGGGGACCUCGCCAUCACCGGCCUGACUGUUCCGCAGGCGAGGACUGGCAAGCCGGAGACUCCAACGUUGCCAGCCCUUGUGGUGACCGCGGACGUGCCGGAAAAAUCUCAAGGAAAGGAAGCAAAAGCCACCGCCUCCUCGCUACCGACGAUACCAGAGACGGCGGAAGCGUCCGACGACAGUCGAACCGCGAGCGCGGCAAGCGUAGAACAACAACCGCUGCUCGAUCCGGAAGGACCCAUCACACGGUCUAGGAGAAAGCGGCCCACACCGGAAGAGUGCAACGCGGUUCAAGCCAGUCUUUCCGAUGACGGAAGCGAACCAAACACCAAGAAGUCAAAGACGCGGUCCCCAGUGAAGUCGGCGCCUGGCAGGAAGCAGCGGUAGCACGAGGCUAGAAACGUAGCCGCAUUUUAAGCGUCGUUCUCAUGCUCGCAGCUUUGGUGGCAAAGGCAUGUAGCGUGUAACGGUGUUCAUCUCUUCACUGUAAAUUCAGCUCAUCACAAUCACAUUUUAAUCAAAUGGGAACACAAAAGACAAAACUAUUUAUAGCAAAGGCAUUGAAUGUGUUCUCUUUGAAGAUGGGAACAGUGUUGUUGAUUUGUGUUUCAAAGUGCUUUUAAUGAAGGUGUUUUUUUUUUGUGUGUCUGUGUGUGCAAUGGCAGUAGCACACAUCGGGUGGCUGCUAGAAUGCAUCAAAAAAAGUGCGGGCAAGCUGCAAGAAAAGUAACGGGGAAUCGCUGGAACGAAUAGACUGCAGAAGUUGCAAAUAAGCUCGACGAACUGUGACCGGUAUGGUUGUUGUUGAAUUGCGGAUCGUGACGAACAUUGGACAGACUCUUGUCUGCUUGUGAUGCUACUGACGUCAACUGAUGUGCCGAGUGAAUCCGUGUCGUCACGUUCAAGUUUGGAUCCACGUCUUUCUUGACAAACAGAGUGCUGCGAUCAUGUGAAAGACUACUGCGUGCAACUGAGUUCGUUAGGCUGGCAACUAACACUACUUGUUGAAGAACGGAAAAAAGCCGGCACUAGUUACGUACAAGUGAAGUACAUUUGAGUACUUACGAGAUGCUGUUGAUUAGGGGAAGGUGAUCAAAAGAUAGCAGCACUCUGUAAAGCGUGGGAACGAGUGACGUAGAGCUUUUCAUUACAGCCAAUCUCGUGUACAUCUAUUUAUCGUUACAGCAGGUUUUUUUUUUUUUUUUUUUUUCAUGUUCUUCGUAGGGGCAGUUUAUUACUCAAGAUUAUGGCUGAGCAUUGGUUGCAACUGUUAUCUGCGGGUUUCUGUGAAACCACCCCGCAUCUUGCAUGGUUUAUGAGUGCCGACGCGCAACAACAUUGUCAUCACUUGCCAUUUUUCGCUUGUUAACCACAUGUUGAGUCUGACCACCAUUCCUGUACAGUUAAUGAGUGAGUUGUGAUUGUUGAGAUGCGAAUCUUGCCAUUGUGUCUGUAAAAAAAGAAUAUAUACUAUACUUGUCCUAAUCUGACAGGCAGAGGAGCUUCCGAGUUAGCCGCACCUCGUCACAUUUUUUAAAAAGCAAUAGCGACUGCUCAACUUUAUGUUAAAAGCUGUCAUUAGGUUUUCUGUGAACCGCUUAUUUGCCUUUCUUGACAUUAUGUGACAGUGUAUUGCAUUUUAAAGUUUUCUCAAGGUUGAUCUUAGUAACUGCCUUUACAGAUUUUAGUAAUCGCCUUUCAGAAUGCUUGACGAAAUCACUUUACGGAAAUGAUUUAUGCCUUUACAUUGGCUGUAGUGGUUUCUGGGAUAACUUUCGCGGUGCUUAAUAUCUGUGACAAUUUGCCAUUUGUCCCAUCAAACACAGUGUGGCAGGGUGUUUCUGUGAUGCCACAUCUUGGUGUUGUUUCUCGCACUGUUGUAAAGCUAGAGUGAAGGCUGCGCGCUUUUGCCGACUUCUUUGCUGGUUUUGUUUUCUUGUUGGAUUUGCGCGCACGCCGCAUCGAUGCCUAGUUACAAAGCUGAGAAGGUAUUUUUAAAUACAAGAGAUAGGCCUUGAAAUAUUUACAUCAGCCGCGCAAGUUACCACGGAGUGGCCUUUUCUUGUCUUUGCGUGCCAAUCUGUCACACCACUCACAGAUUGGCGGACAGUCGUUGCCGUAGCCGACGACGAAGCCGACAUUCUCGGAAAUAAGUUGAGACUCUGGAAAUCGCCGUUCACUAAACUUUCGGCGUCUUAGACACGCCACUUGCGACUUCUGCAUGGUUACUUGACAGUUGCCUCGCCUGGCAGUUUCCACCACUCUUUCGCAAGAAAAAAAGAAAAAUAAAAGGGAAAACCCGAGCUUUCAGAAGUCUGAUAGUGGACGCUAACGUAAAGCGUAUAGGUUUCUGCACUGAAUAUGUUUUUAGGCUGUUUUUAAGGCCCUUCACAUUAAAAAAAAUACAGUAAAGUUGUGAUAAAUUUUAUACACUCUAAAAAAAAAAGAACAAUACUCUUUAUUGAGUGCAGAGCGGGUCUGUAGCCACACAUGAAAGCAUGUAAAUGACGUGCAUUGGAACUGACAACAGUAGAGAGUGAAACUCUGUGAUUGCACUUUUUGUCCAGCUUAGUGGAGCGUUUGUCCUUUUUCGAGAGUCUCUUUCGAACUUGUGGAUGUUCUCAUGGUGCAGCUUUUCAAAUAUUAAUCCAAAAGCGCUGAAGGGAAGAUCCGCAAGUUAACACUAGUUGUGAGGUUGCACGAGAGAUACAUUUUGCAUUGAGAGGAUAAAAACUACGAAGGUGGCAAUCCUGUUAACAGCAUUGAAAGGUACUGUUACCGAGAGAGACAGAUCUUUCUCUCCUGAGGGUCUCGACGUACCCAUUUCGUGAACGCAGCAUUGAUUUGUGGAAUGAGAGCCGUGUUUCUUGUUGAAGAAAGGAAAGUGUGUGAUAACAACAAGCUCGAGCAUGGUCGCACUUAUUUUUAUUUAUAUAUUUGUCGAAUCAAGAGGUGCUCUGACGACUUGCCAACAGUGUUCACGACAAAACACUCCCGUACACCUGUGUGCCAACUACGGAGUCGAAGCUGCCUUUUAGGAAAUCAUUAUCAAAUUGCCAUUGACACUCGCAUCAUCUAAGGGCAAUCCUUUCCAUACAAUGCGCUGACAUCCCUGCAGGAAAAAAAAAAAGAAAAUCUAUAAGCGCAUUCUGACAAUUUCCGUACAUUCUUCCACAUCAUUCAUGCGGUAUCAGUAGACAGUUUGUGUCGCAUCCGUACGAAUGAUACGAACAACUUGCAGAAUCGUGAAAUUGUGCAUGCGGAAACCUUUCUAGCAGGGUAGGCACGGAGAGAAAAAGACAAAUCAGUGAGAUUGAGACGGUGACUCAAAGGCUGGAGCCUGCGAGCAGAGCCUGGUGAGUUUCAUGGGGGAAACAGAAAAUAUUUUUCUACUGCAGCGAAGGUCGUCACGAUUGCCUUUGAGCUAGGCUCUGGACUGUACGGUGAAGUAAUGCCUGUUUUGGUGAGAGCCUUGUGAUUACCCAUUUGCAGAGGUGCAUCCGUAGGCACCUUUACCUAGGGCGUUGCUGCCGGCAUCUGUGCAUAUGAUUGUAAAUCAUCUGUCUUAGUAACAACGGGCACAAGUCUUUAAAAAAUUUAUAGUAGAAGCCAGUAGAGGCCCCCACCUUGCCUUAACGAACGAGAACAAACAGUUUUUCCUUAGAAAGACAGCUAGUCACAAAAUGGCGCGUGUACUUUUUAUGCUCGACGAGUUUUCAUCCGACGGUGUGCCCUCGAGGAGACUCCUCUCGCGACGGUGAUUGCGCCUAGACAAUGUCGAGUAGCCAGUUCCUUUCUGGCACACCACUUUAGGAGAAAAAACGGAGUGGGUGUUUUCUUCGACAAGGUUGCAAAAGAUGUACGCUCACUGCUGUGUUAACUAGUCCAUUAAUGUAAACCUUUGUGAUAGCUUGUCCCAGGCAUAAAAUAUUAUAAGGUCGAUCGAACCGUGCGUGUCUGUGUUCCACCUCAUACCUCCCGUAAGCAUGGUUAUUUUUGCAAACUAAUCAGAGUUAUUUCUUCUAACUUGCGCAAACAAGAUGCUCAUACCGACGUACACCUCCAUAGAAUCUCUAUGCCCCCGAUGUAUUUUUCUUCCCUGGCAGUUGUUUAAACAUGUACAGUAAAAAGCUAUUAGCAUUAUGUUUGUUGACCAUUCCUUGGAAGAUGCGUGAGUGCAAGUUUGUAAUAUAUUGAUGAACUGUGUUGUAUAUUGUUAAAAACAUAGCUGACAAGCAGCACAACUGUGCGAAAGCAUGUAAAUAGUCAUUGCACUGGCUUUUUAUUACCGCUAUUAUUGUUCAGAGUUCGUCUAGACGAUUUAGCCAUGGUGCAGUGCAAAUAUCGAUGCGUGGGUCAUGUGGUGACGUAGCAUCGUUUUGAAUUGCCUCGACGGUGCAUCAACGCCCUGUUCUUGUGAUGAAUGCGGCACCGUGUCGCUUGCCUCACCAUGUUUUUUCUCUUCAUGUGCUUCCAGUAUGUUUCGAGAAAGUGACGUGCAGUGACAUAUUAAUGUUGGGUUGCAAAAUAAAUGUGUUUUAUCAGUUA